This is a messenger RNA of Clunio marinus, 213 nucleotides long. NCBI's taxonomy places the organism in Eukaryota, Metazoa, Arthropoda, Insecta, Diptera, Chironomidae. The record is from the annotation of a GenBank genome assembly.
AUGGUUGAUGAUGCAAUUAAUGUAGAAGGAAAAAAAAGGAAAAUUCAUGUUGCUUUCAUUCAUGGCAAAGAACAAGAAAUAAAAGUUCUUCCUUAUUUUCUUAUGUUAUUAGGAAAGAGGAAAAAAAGGCGGACAAAAAGUUUAAAAGAAGUCUCAUGCAUUGAAAAAGAAAUCUCUGUUACAUCCCCAUACAACUUUUUGAACAUCGACUAG